CAUCUAACGAUUAUAUAUACUAAGCAUAAUAGAUGUACGGAUCUGACUAAAUAUGAUAGGAAAUGACACUCGAGUAUUUAUCACUGUAUCGAUAUACUGUUUAAGUGUUAUUUUAUUUGGAUCACUGUUUUAUUGUUUUUUUUAACCCACGUUAAAUAUAUAUCAUUUCUUCAAAAUGAUUUCGAGACUUUUAACACUAUGCUUCGGAAUAGUUACUACAUUGUUUUUUCGCCAAGAUUUAUUCGAUCCAGAUGUCGCCCUAAAAGUCACACUGAAUAGUUCGUAUGACUAUAUAAUAGUGGGGGCCGGUUCGGCUGGAGCGGUAAUCGCCAACAGACUAUCAGAGGACGACAAUGUCACAGUAUUAUUACUUGAAGCGGGAGGUUCUGAACUUGACCAUGAUUACAUAAAAGUUCCGUUGGCAACACCUCUUCUUCAGAAGACAGAUAUCGACUGGUCAUAUUAUACUGUUCCUCAAAAGGCAUCAUGUAAAGCAAUGAAAGAACAGAGGAGUUACUGGCCACGUGGUCGAGUAUUAGGUGGAACUAGUAGUAUAAAUCACAUGGUUUAUAUAAGAGGAAGUUGCUAUGACUUUGACCAAUGGGAGAAAGAGGGAGCUGAUGGAUGGGGUUAUACAGAUGUUCUUCCAUACUUCCUGAAAAUAGAAGAUAUGAAAAUUGAUCAACUGUCUAAUUCUACUUACCAUUCUACUGGCGGCUAUUUACCAAUAACCCAAUCCAAGGUAACAUCUCUGGCCAAUGUUUACCAACAUGCAGCAGAGGAACUCGGUUACAAAGUUGUAGACCAAAACGGAGAGAACAUGAUUGGUUUUUCGUAUGUCCAGUCAAACAUUUUUGGAGGUGAGAGAUUCAGCACUUCUACAGCCUAUAUUAUACCGAUUAUAAAAAGACCAAACCUACAUAUCAGUACCAACUCUUUUGUUACAAAGAUACUAAUAACCAAUAAAACUGCAAGCGGCAUAGAAAUGAUAAAGAACGGACAAAAGAUGACAUUGUUUGCUCGUAAAGAAGUAAUAGUAUCAGCCGGUGCUGUAAACUCACCACAGCUUCUAAUGCUUUCUGGUAUAGGUCCUAGAGAACACUUGGAGGAACACAAGAUAGAAGUUCAAUCAGAUUUACCCGUUGGUGAGAAUAUGGAAGAUCAUCUAAUGUUUUUUAUGAAAUAUAACACGAAUAAAGAUAUGAGUGUUUCUGUAAAGUCUACACAGAGUUGGUGGAACAUGUUACAGUAUACUCUAACAAGAGGGGGGAUAUUUUCUUUUUCUGGCAUGGAAGCAAUAAUAUUUGAUAAAAGUAGAGUGAAAGACACGCAGACAUUAUAUCCCGACUACCAACUAAUGUUCUUCAGCAUUGCAUCAGAUAAAACAUUUCUAGAGAAUGGUUUGCCCCUUAAUUACAAUGAUUCUGUUGUAAAGCUAGCACAGACGAGGGCAUUCAGUAAUGAGUUUACUAUCACUCAAAUAUUAUUGCACCCAAAGAGUACUGGCAGUGUAAGAUUAAAGAGUAAAGACCCGUUUGUUCAUCCAGUAAUCGAUCCAAACUACCUGAUGCAUCGCCAUGAUAUAGAUAUUUUCAUUGAAGCAAUACGAAAAACACAGGAACUUGCAAAGUCAAAUGCGUUAAGGGAAUUAGACGCAACCUUGAAUAGAGUAGAUUUUCCAGGCAUUUGUGACGAGGAAGAGUUUGACAGCGACAACUAUUGGGAAUGUCUUAUCCGUUACUAUGCCGUGACGGUAUAUCAUCCGUCAUGUACAUGUCGUAUGGGCGACAAAGAUGAUCAAACUGCAGUUGUGGAUUCAAAACUAAGGGUGAAAGGAAUUGCAAACUUAAGAGUAGCUGACGCGUCAGUGAUGCGGCACGUGACAUCUGGAAAUACGAAUUCUCCGUCAAUUAUGAUCGGUGAAAAGGCUGCUGACCUGAUACAUGGAAAAGAUACAGUAAUGACAUUCAGGAAACAAAUAAAACAUUUGAAACCCUAGAAGACGAUUAAAACAGAUAUAAAUUGACAUCAAUUUAUACAAAACUGAUAGGUUUUGGAGUGUAUGAAAUUAACAAUACCGCUCUAAUUAGAAAAAACGUCAGCAUAUACUUAUCUAUCCCAAGUAUUUUCUUCAUUUAAUCGUAAGACAUACAUUUACCUGCAUGACUAUGAAAAGCUGUCGAAAAUAAAGUUGUGUUGUAAUCUAACCCAAUAUUGUUUAUCAUGUACACAAUAACAAUGAUUCAGAUCUCUAAAUAAAAAGGACGAUUCAAAUAAUUAAAUAACAAAGUGAAACGUCUUUCUAUGUUGUGAUGCUACACUAUUUUUUCAGGUAAGGGUGAAGGUUGGUACCUGUUUAAAGAUUUAAACCCGCUGAUUUUGUUCGCAUCUAUCCUGAGUCAGGAAACCUGAUAGUCAGUGUUUGUCGUUUGUUAAUGUGGUUCAUACGUGUUUCUCUUUUUUUUUUUAAAUUUUUAUAUAGAUUAGAUCUUUAUAUUACCCGUUUGAAUGGUUUUAUGCAGUGUAGUAAAUUGGGGCCCUUCAUAACUUGAUGUUUGCUUUCGCAGACUGUACUUUUAAUAGUAAGUACCUAAAAUGGUUUAUUUUUACAAAUUGUGACUUGGAAGUAGAAUUGUCAUCCCCCUGAGAUCGACACAUUAUUGAUUAUUGCCGAAUGUUGUUGUAUAUAUCAAAAUUCUGAUCUGCUUUCUUUCCAAGAACUAUUUCUUCAAAAAAAAUCAUAAAUUAUUCCCAUAAAUGUUAAUUAAUUAUGUUACUGUGGUUUUGACGGGACUUGAUAUAUGAUUUCGAGAGCCAAAAACAGAACCCAUUUGAUCUGAUUUCUAACAUCUCUACCAGAGACAUACGGCAUCAACUGGAACUGAAUUUGACAAAUAUGUUUCCUCUACUUAUCUUGUUAGCAUACUUUCGCCAAUCAGCUUUUCAAUGGUACCCUAGAGUUUUCAGUUUUCAUCAAAAUGCAAUAAGUUAAUGCAUGUUUAUGCCCCAUUUAUUGGCAUUGUGUUUUCUGGUCUUUUUGUUCGGCUGUUUUUCCGUCCAUCCGCCCGUCCGUACGUUCGUUCGUCCGUCUGUUUCGUUUCUAGUUAAAGCUUUUGAUUGAAGGAGUAGGUCCGGUAAGGGCCGAUUAUGGCCUCAAAUUUCAAGUUCAUCUGACGAAAUAUUUAGGGAAACUUUUUUAACACUUAAGUGUCUUUUUCAGCUGAUUCAAUAAGAUUAUGUGAAAGAGUUUAACUGCUUACUCAUUAAAAACGCUUUGAUUUUAGCUUAGAUAUGAAAAAAUAUCAAAUAUGCCCCAAAAUGUCACUUUUCUGAUGUUUUUUUGAUCCUCAACCUUUAUAUAUGUUUCGGCUUUCAAACGAGCGUCACUAGUAAGUGGACAAUAUGCACUUCUGGCGUUUUAAAAUUUUAAACUUGUUGCCUUUUGCUAGCUAUUAUUCGUGUGUUUCUCCUAUUUAUUUAUAUUGUAGUCCUAUAAUGUUGUGUUAUUAUUUUAAUGUUAUUUUUCACGUGGCCAUAAAAAAGGGAGGUGUGGCAUGCCACAAAACCAGGUUCAACCCACCAUUUUUUCCUUUAAAAAUAUCCUGUUCCAAGUCAGGAAUAUUUCCAUUGUUACAUUUUUAUAAAUUUCCUGUUUGAAUUUUUCAAAAAAUAAAAAAAAAAGGAUUUUCUCACCCCAGGCACAGAUAUAACAUUUAUUAUUCCCGAUGUAUGUAUAGCACUCUCAACUAGUAAUUUUAAUUUUUGACCAUUUUAAUUCUUAUUUGUAAAUAUAUGCAGUUGUUUCUUAACAUUUUCUUACACCCCAGCACAUAUGAAUUAUUAUAUAUUUUUUAAAACUUUAUGAUGACAAUCUUAUGAAUUAAUUAUGAUAUCUAUUAUUUAGUGAUCAUUAUAACCAAAUUCAGUCAUCUGUAUAUAAUUAUUUGUUUCCCUAUGUUUUAAGGUGUACAUAGUUGCUCAAACUAUACCCUUUGGGUAGUGAUCCACAAUUAAUGGAGGAAUAUACAAGAAACUGAACUGAAGUGAUUAACUUAGCCGUAUUUUGCAUCUAAUAUAUCUAAUAAUAUUUUGAUAUGAGCGUCACUGAUGAGUCUUAUGUAGACGAAACGCGCGUCUGGCGUACUAAAUUAUAAUCCUGGUACCUUUGAUAACUUUUUACACCACUAGGUCGAUGCCACUCCUGGUGCACGUUUAGUACCCGAGGGUAUCACCAGCCCAUUAGUCAACACUUCGGUGUUGACAUGAAUAUCAAUAACGUGGUCAUUUGUAUAAAUUUCCUGUUUACAAAAAAUUGAAUGUUUUGAAAAACUAAGGAUUUUCUCAUCCC
Messenger RNA from Mytilus trossulus (common blue mussel), 4348 nucleotides. RefSeq names its product oxygen-dependent choline dehydrogenase-like. Gene Ontology annotation, molecular function: flavin adenine dinucleotide binding; oxidoreductase activity, acting on CH-OH group of donors. The transcript is spliced from 11 exons. The record is from RefSeq and is a predicted model, not a curated record. NCBI's taxonomy places the organism in Eukaryota, Metazoa, Mollusca, Bivalvia, Mytilida, Mytilidae. Bases 176 to 1999 code for a protein of 607 amino acids.